GAGCGGCGGCGGCGGCGGCGGCGGCGCGCGGGCCCGGGCUGGCUGAGGAGACCCUGCGGCCGCCAUGGGGGGCUGCUGCGGGCGCAGGCGGCGGCGGCUGGGCGCGUUACUGCUCCUGCUGCUGCUGCUCGCGGGGCUGCUGCUCCGCAGGUUUAACUGGAGCAGUCUGGUCCCCCUGCAGCUGUGGGGCAGAACACUGGGCCUGCAGGCGGAGGAUUCUGAGUUCCGCCUUGAAGGCAUGCCCUUCCGCAUCUUCGGGGGCUCCAUGCACUAUUUCCGAGUCCCCAAGGAAUACUGGAGAGAUCGCAUGGUUAAGAUGAAGACAUGUGGCUUGAACACCCUCACCACGUAUGUGCCGUGGAACCUUCACGAAGCAGCGAGUGGGAAGUUUGAUUUCAGCGGAAACCUGGAUCUAGAGGCCUUCCUUACCUUGGCAGCUGAAGUUGGACUGUGGGUUAUUCUGCGUCCGGGACCCUAUAUCUGCUCUGAAUGGGAACUUGGUGGUCUUCCCAGCUGGCUACUCCAAGAUCCUGACAUGCAACUGAGAACAACCUACAAGGGCUUCACGGAGGCCGUGGAUGCUUAUUUUGAUCACUUGAUGGCCAGAGUGGUCCCUCUUCAGUACAAGAAAGGGGGCCCCAUCAUCGCGGUGCAGGUGGAGAAUGAAUAUGGUUCCUACGCCAAAGACCCUCAGUACCUGACCUACAUUAAAACGGCCCUGUUAGACAGAGGGAUUGUGGAACUGUUAAUGACUUCUGACAACAAGGAUGGACUCUCCUCUGGCUACGUAGAAGGAGCUUUGGCCACUGUUAACUUUCAGAAGGUGGAUUCCAGCUUCCUGGUCUAUCUCGACACAGUACAGCAAAAUAAGCCGAAGAUGGUGAUGGAGUAUUGGACUGGAUGGUUUGAUAGCUGGGGCGGCCCUCAUAAUGUCUUUGAUGCAGAUGAUAUGGUGAAUUCUGUAGCAGAAGUCCUUAAAACAGGAGCAUCCAUCAACCUCUACAUGUUCCAUGGGGGCACCAACUUUGGCUUCAUGAAUGGUGCUUUGGAUUUUGAUGAGUACAAGCCAGAUGUCACAAGUUAUGACUAUGACGCUGUGCUGACAGAGGCUGGAGACUACACAUCCAAGUUCUUCAGACUCCGUCAACUCUUCACCAAGAUCAUAGGGCAGCCUCUGCCCCUCCCUCCUAUGAUCACAGACAAAGCAUCAUAUGGCGCAGUGCUGCUGCCGCAGUAUGUCUCUCUGUGGGAGGUGCUGCUAUCUAUUGUAGAGCCCAUUAAGUCAGAGUUCCCGGUUAACAUGGAGAACCUGCCAGUGAAUGAUGGCAACGGGCAGGCCUAUGGGUAUACGCUCUACGAGACGGUCAUAUCCGGUGGAGGACAGCUGCAUUCCAGGGACAACGUCCGGGACCGAGCACAGGUGUUUGUUAACACUGUGUUCGUUGGAUUCCUUGAUUACAACACGGUGGAGCUGUCAAUUCCUGAAGGACAGGGCUUCAGGCAGCUCAGGCUUUUGGUAGAGAACUGCGGGCGUGUCAAUUACGGACUUAUGCUGAAUGAGCAGCGGAAAGGCUUAAUUGGUGACGUCUUCCUGAAUAAAACCCCCUUGAGGAACUUCAAGAUUUACAGUCUGGAGAUGAAACCUGGCUUCAUGGAAAGCUUGCGAGGUCUAACUGCUUGGAGCACUAUCCCGGAUUACGCCGUGGGUCCUGCAUUCUUCCGAGGAAACCUGCAAGUGCAGUAUCUGCCUCAGGACACUUUCCUGAAACUCGAGGGUUGGGAAAAAGGAGUUGUGUUUGUCAAUGGAGAGAACCUAGGGCGCUACUGGAAAAUCGGACCCCAGGAAACACUCUACCUCCCUGCAACUUGGCUGCAGCCUGGGAACAAUGAGGAAGAUGGUUUAAAUACCCUCAAACUCCCAUGCUGUAGCUGUCAGUGUAGAAUUGGCUGUGUCCAAGAGCUGCUCAUCUCUCCUGCAACCAACAUGUCCUCUGACCUAGAGGAGUCAGACUUUCUGAAACUGAUGACAGUGCUUCUGAAUCUCCAAGACCUGGACAUCUUGGGGAAGAGGAGUCAAGACGGGAACCAACAGGUUUUGCCAGCCUCUCACCAAUCUCCCAGCACCUGAAGGUUUGUUAGCAAGGACUGCUGUUCUAGCACAAUAGUACUGUCUGGCUCCUUGCCUAUAGUUCCAGCUCCUACCCCAUGAGAGUCCAGAAGACUUCUAGCUGAAGAGUUCACAAAUCCCCAUUUAUCUUCAGUAUCUUUCCUUUUUUCCACUGCUGUCCUUUGUUUUUAUUAGCUGGGAGUCACCCCAGUCUGUUUAGAUCAGUGGUUCUCAAACUUUUGUAUUGGUGACCCCUUUCACAUAGCAAGCCUCUAAGUGUGACACCCCCCCCCCCUUAUAAAUUAAAAAACACUUUUUUUAUAUAGAUAUUUAACACUAUUAUAAAUGCUGGAGGUGAAGCGGGCUUAGGGGUGGAGCCUGACAGCUCGCAACCCCCCACAUAAAACCUUGCGACCCGCUAAGGGGACAUGACCCCCAGUUUGAGAACCUCUGGUUUAGAUUCUCUAAGGUUACGGUGUGGAAGUGUAGCAAUGCACAUGCAUGGGUGUGUGAGCACUCCUGAAGUCCACACAGGGAAGGCCCCAGGAGAAGUUCCCUGGCCAAAAUGGUCCUAGAUAUAAGAACUAUUAGUUUCAGUCAGUUCUGUGUUCUAUGUUUAAAAGUCCUCAGGGAUUUGAUAUUGUCACCUGGAAUUUCUGGUAAACAAGAGUUGUCAAAGUGA
This is a messenger RNA of Caretta caretta (loggerhead turtle), 2789 nucleotides long. It is a transcript of the gene GLB1L2, whose product is annotated as galactosidase beta 1 like 2. Gene Ontology annotation, biological process: carbohydrate metabolic process. The record is from RefSeq and is a predicted model, not a curated record. Gene Ontology annotation, molecular function: beta-galactosidase activity. NCBI's taxonomy places the organism in Eukaryota, Metazoa, Chordata, Testudines, Cheloniidae.